Messenger RNA from Teleopsis dalmanni, 2241 nucleotides. RefSeq names its product electron transfer flavoprotein-ubiquinone oxidoreductase, mitochondrial (gene Etf-QO). Gene Ontology annotation, molecular function: iron-sulfur cluster binding; electron-transferring-flavoprotein dehydrogenase activity. The record is from RefSeq and is a predicted model, not a curated record. The coding region runs from base 337 to 2151 and encodes 604 amino acids. Gene Ontology annotation, cellular component: mitochondrial inner membrane. The transcript is spliced from 7 exons. Gene Ontology annotation, biological process: electron transport chain. NCBI's taxonomy places the organism in Eukaryota, Metazoa, Arthropoda, Insecta, Diptera, Diopsidae.
AAAACGUUGCGUUGUUUGUACGUUCGUUAGAGUCUGUCGAGCAGAUAAAAUAGUUUUUCUUAUUAAGUAAUAAAAUUUUGUAAUUGCAAAAGAAAUAAAGUAAAUACAUCUUAAUAGAAACUAGUCUUUAUAACUAAGUGCAAUUAUAGAAAACUAAAUUUUAAUAUUUAGUACAUGAAAGCGAACUGCCGGGGUCAAUAGUCCAAUCAUUUUUAUUUUUGUUUUUAGUAUAUUCUUUGCAUUGUUAUAAGUUAAACUAACAAAAAAGUACGUUAAGAAUAUAUUUAAUAAAAUAAAAUAAAUACACAAUUUAUGCAUCUUUACAAAAGUUGAAAAAUGUCUACAUUGCUUAAACUUACGAGGGCAACCAAACCCUUUUUAAAUGGCAGUAUACGCACAGUGGCGGAUGUAGCCAAAUAUCCAAAAAUAACAACUCACUACACAAUACAUCCAAGAGAAAAAGAUGAAAGAUGGAAGGAAAUCGAGAUGGAACGCUUCGUAGACGAAGUGGACAUUGUUAUUGUAGGUGGCGGACCAGCAGGCAUGUCAGCUGCGAUACGUGCAAAACAACUAGCAGCAGAGCAAAAUAAAGAGCUACGAGUUUGUGUGGUUGAAAAAGCUGCUGAAGUUGGUGGUCAUAUACUGUCUGGUGCUGUUAUUGAUCCCAUAUCGCUAAACGAACUCAUACCAAACUGGGAAGAACUUGGUGCACCAUUAAAUACGCCAGUUGAGAAAGACACUUUCUCAUAUCUGACAAAGUCUGGCAAAAUUUCGCUACCCAUUUUUAAGGGUUGGCCAAUGGACAAUCACGGAAAUUAUAUAGUACGUCUUGGACACUUAGUUAAAUGGUUAGGGGAACAAGCAGAAGCUUUAGGAGUAGAAAUUUAUCCCGGCUGUGCGGCUUCAGAAGUGCUUUAUCAUGAGGAUGGCAGCGUUAAAGGCAUUGCUACAAAUGAUGUUGGCAUUGCUAAGGAUGGCUCUCCAAAAGACACAUUUGCACGUGGCAUGGAAUUGCAUGCAAAGACUACAAUAUUCGCUGAAGGAUGUCGUGGUCAUUUAAGCAAACAAGUAAUGCGUAAAUUUAAUUUAAUGGAAGGCAGUCAGCCGCAAACGUACGGUAUUGGUUUAAAAGAAAUUUGGGAAAUUGCACCUGAGAAGCAUGUCCCCGGUUUAGUUGAACACUCAAUUGGUUGGCCGCUCGAUAAGUUUACCUAUGGUGGUUCCUUUUUAUACCAUUUAAAUGAACCAACGCCUACAAUUGCUGUUGGCUUUGUUGUUGGUCUGGAUUAUAAAAAUCCUUGGAUUAGUCCGUUCCAAGAAUUUCAACGUUUUAAAACUCAUCCUAAAAUACGUGAUGUAUUUGAAGGUGGUAAUCGUAUUGCUUAUGGUGCACGUGCUAUAAACGAAGGUGGACUGCAAAGUUUACCAAGUAAACUAACUUUCCCUGGCGGCUGCUUGGUGGGAUGUAGUGCUGGAUUUUUAAACGUACCACGUAUUAAAGGAUCUCACUAUGCUAUGAAAAGCGGUAUGCUUGCUGCUGAAAGUGCCGUCGAUGCCAUAUUAAAUGAAAAACAAGAGACUGCUGGUAUUGAACCAACUUCCUAUCCCUAUAAAAUUAUCAAUUCCUUUGUUUGGUAUGAUUUGCAUAAAGUGCGUAACGUGCGUCCAUCGUUCCAUAAUCCUUUAGGUCUUUAUGGUGGUGUGGCAUUCAGUGGCGUAUCUAUAUUACUGGGUGGUACAGAACCAUGGACUUUAAAACACGGUCCACCUGAUCAUGAAACUCUAAAACCAGCUUCCGAAUGUAAACAAAUUGUAUAUCCUAAGCCAGAUGGUAAAAUCUCUUUUGAUUUGCUGUCUUCUGUGGCUUUAACGGGCACUAAUCAUGAAGGCGACCAGCCAGCGCAUCUAACAUUAAAAGACGAUCAUAUACCUGUCGAUCAUAAUUUAGCUUUAUACGAAGGACCAGAGCAGCGUUUCUGUCCUGCUGGCGUUUACGAAUAUGUACCCAACGAAGAGGGUGGCAAUAUGAAGCUACAAAUCAAUGCUCAAAAUUGCAUUCAUUGUAAAACUUGUGAUAUUAAAGAUCCAAAACAGAAUAUAAACUGGGUCGUGCCAGAAGGUGGCGGUGGUCCGGCAUACAAUGGCAUGUAAAUUUUGGUGCCAAACGAUUUUUUCAUAUUGCAUUUAUUAGUUUUAAAAUUAAUACGAGUAUUUUUAUAAAUUUUGUAGUAAAUUCAAAUA